AUGGUGGCGCCCAGGUUGUUCGGCAACAGGAGGCUUUGGGACAGCUCGGCGUCCUUCUUCUUUCUCCUCCAGCUCCUUCUCUCGGCGGUCGAGGCAAAGCAAGAGUCCGUCACGGCCGACUUCGACGUCAGGCCCGGCGGUAUGGUACACUCGUAUUCACAAAACCUGGGAGACGUUGCCUGCAAUUUUACCUACGCAGCUCAAGGUGGGACGAACGAGCAAUGGGAAAUGAUCAUUGGGGUCAGCGACGACAAGACGCUGUUUUCCUGUUCAAUCUGGAGGCCGCAAGGGAAAUCUUACCUUUUUUUCACCCAGUUUAAAGCUGAAAUGAAAGGAGCAAAAAUCAAGUACGCCAUGGCCUACUCCGCGGCUGGCGUCGGUGGCCAGGAAGACGUCCCAUUAAAAGAGGAGGAAUUCUUGGUCACGGAACAGACAGUGUCUCACCGGGAGGGCAAAUUCCACUCUCAACUCGCCAAGUUGAUGAUCGUGGCCGAAAAAUCCCACGAUGAACUGUGAGCCCGUCUCCCUCGUGGCCCUGGAGAAGAAAUCCAGUGGGAUCUCGUCUGUUCCUGGUGGGAGAGUCUCCCUUCCCGGAUCCUGAGGCCCACCUGAGCACCGCUUUAGAAGAACACCUUGGGGGAAGAAACGGGAGCCACACGUGAGACCCCUUGGACUCGAUAGCUCCUUCCACGCUGUUCUUCCGUGGCACCGGGGGAGUUCCGGGCUGCGCGAGAAGCGAGCCAGGGACGUGAUUACUGCGUCUCGGAUCCGGUGCUGCAAAAACUGAAUUGCAAAGGAUCUGACUGCAUUCCCUCGGAGCAGGAUUUAGCCAAAAAAAAAGACAUGUGGAAAGUCGAUCCCUCUGCAGGUAUUAGUGUGUGCGUGCGUGCAAGUGCGCAUAAUCCCCUCCACAAAGUUUCUUUCACUGCCCGCAAUCUCUUCCCCAUGUAUCAGUCGAACGAUUAUCCCAAAAUGAGUCACCCCGUGGAUAAGGAGCAACCGUAUGAAUAAAACCAUGUUUAUAUCCUCAAA
This is a messenger RNA of Crotalus tigris (Tiger rattlesnake), 1032 nucleotides long. RefSeq names its product myeloid derived growth factor (gene MYDGF). The record is from RefSeq and is a predicted model, not a curated record. Bases 1 to 516 code for a protein of 171 amino acids. The transcript has 6 exons. Lineage: Eukaryota; Metazoa; Chordata; Lepidosauria; Squamata; Viperidae. Gene Ontology annotation, biological process: positive regulation of endothelial cell proliferation; positive regulation of angiogenesis.